This is a messenger RNA of Fusarium keratoplasticum, 2484 nucleotides long. RefSeq names its product Lysophospholipase. The transcript has a single exon. Gene Ontology annotation, cellular component: cytosol. Lineage: Eukaryota; Fungi; Ascomycota; Sordariomycetes; Hypocreales; Nectriaceae. Gene Ontology annotation, biological process: glycerophospholipid catabolic process. The record is from RefSeq and is a predicted model, not a curated record. The coding region runs from base 1 to 2484 and encodes 827 amino acids. Gene Ontology annotation, molecular function: A2-type glycerophospholipase activity.
AUGAGACAUUCCCGAGCCACCUUGAAGGGUCUGACUAGACUCUCUUCGAGGCUUCACACUCGCGCCCCUCGAAGGAGGAUCUCCCGCUUGCCGAUCCUCCCGCAUCGACAGCACCGCCACCUCUUUACGUCCUCAUCCAAGCGCGAUGCCAAGCAGGACCAACAACGAUCUACGUUGCCCGUUGCAGUAAUCACCGGCGGACUUUUCAUCUGGUGGCUUUACCCUUCUGACGACUUUGCACAGCUUUCAAGCAAGAAGGGGAAGGGCAGGCAACGCCAGGAGCAUCAAGAGCAGCACCAGGAUACGCAGAAGAAGCCAGAUGACGCCUCCAGCCCUGAAGAUGACCAGCCCGCCUGGACCAACUUUGCCCGUCGCUUCGAGGCCUUUUGUACGAUAAACGAUGUCGAGUUUUCGACCUUUUCCGACAAGAUUGUCAACUACUUCCUCCCAGAGUGGUCUAGAAUGAUACCCGGCUAUGUUCGAAAGCUUCAGCGCGAAUUGUCCAUGUCACCAGGCUCUCUGGCCGAUGAGAUUUGGAAAGACGCACAUGAUCCUUUGGUCAAUCCUGAAAUCCGGUACUCUGCCGAGGUUCGCGUUUCAUCCGAACUUUGCGAUGAAGAAAAGGCCUAUCUGGCGAGACGAAAGCGAGUCGCCCGGAUAGGCUUGGCAAGGUACCUCGGACUCGAGGAGGAUGAGGUUCACCCCGACGAUGUUCCAACCAUUGCCAUGUGCGGUUCCGGCGGAGGUUUGAGAGCACUCAUUGCUGGUACUGGUUCAAUACUGGCAACUGAAGAAGAUGGACUGCUUGACUGUGUGACCUACACCUCUGGUGUGAGUGGUUCAUGCUGGCUUCAGGCACUCAAUCUUACUUCAUUCAACAAGGGAAGCGUUAGCAACCUUUUGGAACACCUCAAGGCCAGGGCAUCAACGCACAUUGCCUAUCCUCCAGUGGCUUUCCAAUCUCUCGCCUCGAUGCCAACCAACAAGUACCUCCUCAGCGGUAUGGUAGAGAAGCUCAAGGGUGAUCCCAAGGCUGAUUUCGGCCUGGUCGACGUGUACGGUGUCUUGCUAGCUGCAAGAUACUUGGUGCCCAAGGGAGAUCUCGGGGUUAACGACCGCGACUUCAAACUCUCCAACCAGCGUCAGUACAUUCAGUAUGGACAACUUCCUCUGCCCAUUUACACUGCUGUGCGUCACGAGAUACCAGACCUGCCGGCAUCCACGUCGCAAAACCCUAUCGAAUCUGAAAUAGCCAAGGAAGAGGCUAAGAAGGAGGCUUGGUUCCAAUGGUUCGAAAUCACUCCUUAUGAGUUCUUCUGCGAAGAAUUUGGAGCUGGAAUUCCUACCUGGGCUCUUGGUCGCAAGUUCAACGAGGGCAAAGAUGUCCCUCCUGAGCAUGGCUUCCACCUCCCCGAGAUCCGAUUGCCUCUCCUGAUGGGCGUCUUCGGUAGUGCUUUCUGUGCCACGCUCAGCCACUACUAUCGAGAGAUCAAGCCUUUGGUUCAGGGCUUGGCUGGGUUUGGAACCAUUGACGAACUCAUCUCAACUCGUGAUGACGACUUGGUCAAGGUUCACCCCAUUGAUCCCGCGAGGAUACCCAACUUUGCCUACGGCAUGCAUGGCAAACUUGAAAAGACCACUCCUACUAGCAUCUACGACAACGAGUACAUCCAACUCAUGGACGCUGGAAUGUCCAACAACCUGCCCAUCUACCCCCUGCUCCGACCUGGCCGUGACGUUGACGUUGUCAUCGCAUUCGAUGCCUCAGCCGACAUCAAGACGGACAACUGGCUCUCUGUCGCGGAUGGAUAUGCCCGUCAACGUGGUAUCAAGGGCUGGCCUGUGGGAAUCGGUUGGCCAAAGGAAGGGGAGACCGCCUCUCAAGUCGCUAAGGAGCUCGACGAUGCCCAGGCCAAGUCUACCUACGAGGCAGAGGCCAAGCUUCAAGAAGCUAAGCAGGAGCAGAAGGAACUCCGCAAGGAGGCUCAUGAAGAAGGAAAGGCUGUCAUGGCCGAGGAUGAAAAGACCAAAUUUGAGCACGGAGACCAAGAGUCUGGUGACUUGGGAUACUGCACCGUCUGGGUCGGAACCAACCAAGAGCGUAGCUCCGAGCCACCUCCUCCAUCCAAGGCCAUCUCGGGUCCGACAUCGUGGAAGCUCAUGGAGCCCGAUGCUGGCAUUACCGUCGUCUACAUGCCCCUCCUCUCCAACGAGAAGGUGCCCGGUAUUUCCCCUGGGUCUACCGACUUCCUGAGCACCUGGAACUUCAUCUAUACCCCUGACCAGAUCGACAGCGUAGUCAAGCUGGCACGGGCAAACUACGAAGAGGGCAAGCAACAGGUCCGAGACACUGUCCGGGCAGUGUAUCAGCGGAAGAAGAAGCUUCGUGAGGCUGCUGAGAAAUCUCAGCGCCAGGACAGGUAUAGAGCUCUCAUGCGGAGAGGCGAGGGAGUCCGAUUAGGCCAGGGGGAUCAUUUCAGUUGA